GCCGUCACAACGUGCAGACUCAAAGAUCUCGCCGACAAAGAUGUUGCCGAAUACCUACUAUCGAAUCUGAUAUCUCUGUUUGGCAACGACGCGACAGCGGCUCGAUCUUUGUUUUAUGGAACGGCUAUUUUGAAUGCGGGAAGGUGGAAGAUAGCUGUUUCAACUUGGCUGAUAAUUUCUUCCAAGUCUUGACCAAGAAUGGGUACAACACCAAAGACAUCCAUCGAACAACUGAAAGGCUGAAAAAUAAAAUCUCCAGUUCUACAAAUAUGAGUGCAUCAAGUAAAAAAGAAGAAGAAGAUAAACAAGAUAAAAAAUGGACAAUCCUUCCGUAUCUUCAGGGUACAACAGAACGCAUUAGCAGGAUUCUGGGUAAACACAAUAUCAAAGUAAUUUCCAAACCUCAAAAUAAGAUUGCGCAACUACUUCCUAAUCCCAAGGACCGGAGACCACACUUAGAAACACCAGGUGUAUACAGGAUUCCUUGCUCCUGCGGAAAAGUGUACAUAGGCGAAACUGGGAGAAAGAUCAGUACACGAAUUAAGGAACACCAACGGAGUUCCAGGUACUGCCAUUUUAGUCAAUCAGCCUUGGCAGAACAUUGGAUGGUGACGGGACACUCAGUACAAUACGACAAAGCAACCAGACUAGCCCCCUCGCAAAGCUAUUUCGCCAGAAAACAUCCUGAAGCUCUAGAAAUUCUGAAACAUUCCGACAACCUCAACCGCGACAAAGGUUAUCAAACAAACCCUAUUUGGCACACUGCCCUUAAUAUACACACACACCACUAGGCGGCGUCAUUACGGAAUACUUUUCCGUAAAUGAAAAACCUCUCAUAAUAUAUAUAAGGACCACAACCCAAGAAAGUUCAAUAUCGGAGCUCUC
Molecule: messenger RNA, 885 nt
Organism: Nylanderia fulva
Lineage: Eukaryota; Metazoa; Arthropoda; Insecta; Hymenoptera; Formicidae
Source: RefSeq, a predicted model, not a curated record